Messenger RNA from Mesoplodon densirostris (Blainville's beaked whale), 4581 nucleotides. RefSeq names its product transcription factor 3 (gene TCF3). The coding region runs from base 333 to 2339 and encodes 668 amino acids. NCBI's taxonomy places the organism in Eukaryota, Metazoa, Chordata, Mammalia, Artiodactyla, Ziphiidae. Gene Ontology annotation, cellular component: transcription regulator complex. The record is from RefSeq and is a predicted model, not a curated record. Gene Ontology annotation, biological process: regulation of transcription by RNA polymerase II; immunoglobulin V(D)J recombination. The transcript is spliced from 19 exons. Gene Ontology annotation, molecular function: protein dimerization activity; DNA-binding transcription factor activity, RNA polymerase II-specific; RNA polymerase II cis-regulatory region sequence-specific DNA binding.
GUCUCCCGCCGCAGGAAGAUGAGGCAGCGGCGGCGGCCGCGGGCGUAGCGGGCCGGACCGAGCCCAACGACGCGGCCGGCGGGCACCGCGGGCUCCUCGCACGCCGCCUCCGCCAGCGCCCCGGCCGCGUAGGGCCCGCGGGGCGGACACGCGGGGAGCCGGGCCACGCGCCGCCGCCCACGCGCGCCCUUCGGGGCCGCGACGCCCCUUUGUCCGGGGGGGCCGUUCAUGCCGCCGCCCCCCGCGCGCUGCGGGCCGGGCCACGCCGAGCAGGGCUGUCUCUAGGCCUGAGGAGCCCACCCCGGCCCCUGGCCCCCCGUUGCUGCUGGAGAAUGAACCAGCCACAGAGGAUGGCGCCCGUGGGCACGGACAAGGAGCUCAGUGACCUCCUGGACUUCAGCAUGAUGUUCCCCCUGCCGGUGGCCAAUGGGAAGAGCCGGCCCACCUCCCUGGCCGGGGCCCAGUUUGGAAGCUCAGGUCUCGAGGACCGGCCCAGUUCGGGCUCGUGGGGCGCCGGCGAGCAGAACAGUUCCUCCUUCGACCCCAGCCGGACCUACAGUGAUGGCGCCCACUUCAGUGAGUCCCACAGCACCCUCACUUCAUCCACAUUCCUGGGACCUGGGCUCGGAGGCAAGGGCAGCGAGCGGGGCGCAUACACCCCCUUUGGGAGAGACGCGGGGGUCGGCAGCCUGACUCAGGCCAGCUUCCUGCCCAGCGAGCUGGCCCUCAGCAGCCCAGGGCCGCUGUCCCCCUCAGGCGUCAAAGGCGGGCCCCACUAUUACUCCUACUCUGGUCACCCUCGGCGGAGAGCGGCGGAUGGCAGCCUGGACACGCAGCCCAAGAAAGUCCGGAAGGUGCCUCCGGGUCUCCCGUCCUCGGUGUACCCACCCAGCUCAGGUGAUGACUACAGCAGGGACACUGCUGCCUACCCACCCACCAAGACCUCCAGCGGCACCUACCCUGCUUCCUUCUACGUGGCAGACGGCAGCCUGCACCCCUCGGCCGAGCUCUGGAGCUCCCCAGGCCAGGUGGGCUUCGGGCCCAUGCUGGGUGGGGGCUCAUCCCCCCUGCCCCUCCCGGCAGGUGGCGGCAGCUCCGUGGGCGGCAGUGGCAGCGGUGGGUUUGGCGGCCUGCACCAGCACGAGCGCAUGGGCUACCAGCUGCACGGAGCAGAGGUGAACGGCGGGCUCCCGGCUGUGUCCACCUUUUCCUCGGCCCCCACGGGCGCCUACAGCAGUGUCUCCAGUCACACACCCCCCGUCAGCGGGGCCGACAGCCUCCUGGGCUCCCGUGGAACCACGGCCGGCAGCUCUGGGGACGCCCUUGGGAAGGCGCUGGCCUCGAUCUACUCCCCAGACCAGUCAAGCAAUAACUUCUCAUCCAGCCCCUCCACCCCCGUGGGCUCCCCACAGGGCCUGGCAGGGACAUCACAGUGGCCUCGAGCAGGAGCCCCCGGUGCCUUAUCGCCCAGCUACGAUGGGGGUCUCCACGGCCUGGCAGCUAGGCUGUUGGCAGCUGUAUGGGGUCCCGGCAGCCCAGGCCCCUCACCCCUGUCCACCCCACAGCAGAGCAAGAUGGAGGACCACCUGGACGAGGCCAUCCACGUCCUCCGCAGCCAUGCUGUGGGCACAGCGGGGGACGUGCACGGACUGCUGCCCGGCCACGGGGCGCUGGCCUCGGGCUUUGCUGGCGCUGUCAUGCCACUGGGCGGGCGGCACGCUGGCCUGGUGGGCAGCAGCCACUCGGAGGACGGCCUCUCCAGCAGCGGCGGCCUCGUGCACAACCACGUGGCCCUCCCCGACCUCUCCCGGCCGCCUGACUCCUACAGCGAUCUCGGGCGCGGCGCUGCCCCGGGGCCCGGCGACAUCAAGCGGGAGGAGCAGGAGGACGGAGAGAACGUGGCGGCCGACACCGCCGAGGACGAGAAGAAGGACCUCAAGGCCCCACGCGCCCGGACCAGCCCGGACGAGGACGAGGACGACCUUCUCCCCCCAGAGCAGAAGGCUGAGCGGGAGAAGGAGCGCCGGGUGGCCAAUAACGCGCGGGAGCGGCUGCGGGUCCGAGACAUCAAUGAGGCUUUUAAGGAGCUGGGGCGCAUGUGCCAGCUGCACCUCAACAGUGAGAAGCCCCAGACCAAACUGCUCAUCCUGCACCAGGCCGUGUCGGUCAUCCUGAACCUGGAGCAGCAGGUGCGAGAGCGUAACCUGAACCCCAAAGCGGCCUGCUUGAAGCGCCGAGAAGAGGAGAAGGUGUCCGGCGUGGUCGGAGACGCCCAGAUGGUGCUGUCGGCCGCCCACCCCGGCCUGGGCGAGGCCCACAACCCUGCCGGGCACAUGUGACAGGAACGCCGCCCAGACGAAUGACCCCACCUUGAUCUAACCUGGGACAGUCACGCCAGGCGCCUGGUCCCCACCCCACGCAGCCCGUGGUCAGCCUUGAGCCAACACCGCCCUGGGGGCUCCGAAGGCAACACCACCGCCAGGUCUCUGGCCUGAUCCUGAAACUGUGUCUCGGCCCUGCUGCCCAGGCCUGGGUGGCAAGGAGCAUUGUUUUUGUUUUUGGUAUAUACACGUUGUCAGACGAGAAAAUGAAUGCCUUAAGUAUAAAACGUGAAGACUCAAACAUACCGUUCACAGAAGGGAAAUGCUGUGCGGAGCCAGCUUGGUCGGCAGCCACCAACCAGCAACUUGUGCCUACGCCUGAGAGUUUUUUUUUUUUUUUUUUUUAAGGAAAAUAAAAGGAACCUUAGUUAUGAGAGGUUUUUUUUUUUUUUUAAUUAGAAGAAAGUUAGUAAGAAUGAUGCCUUUUUUUUUUUUAGCUUUUUUUGCAUAUGUUUUCUAAGCAACAAAUUUUUUUGUAUAAAAGUCUCGUGUCUUGCUAUUUUUGCUGCUGUUUCUAGAAAUGAGCAUUGCAUUUCAUGAUCAACAAGGUUAUUGAAAGUUGUAUUAAAAAGACCCCAGGACUUCCCUGGUGGUCCAGUGGUUAAGACUCUGCGCUCCCAAUGCAGGGGGCAUGGGUUCAAUCCCUAGUCGGGGAGCUAAGAUCCCGUGUGCCACGUGGCGUGGCCAAAAAACUUGUAAAAGACCCCGUGUAAACUUGAGGUUCCCCACCCCCUGCCCCGGGAGCCACUGGACCAGGGGUGGCAGGUGCCGUCCAGUUUGGGUUCUAGCGUGGGGGGCUUGCUCUUGUGGUUUUGCUUCCUGUGAAGUAAUGAGUGGGCCCUUGCUUGGUGGGGGCCUCCCCUGCCCGAUCUCCCCUCAGGAAGGGGGACACCCUGCUGGGGCACCUCCAAGGAGGCAGGGACGCUCCCCUGUCACACAGCCGAAGUUCCUCCCCACAAACAGCUCUGGUCCCCCAGGCCCCUGCCUGCGGCCUGCCAGCCCCACAUCCCUCCAAGUCCUGGGACCUCUCUCAGAUGGGACUUUGUGAGGACCAGCAUUCCUGGGCCCGGGGCCUGCGUUGCUGAGUAUGGUACUGGGGGGCCUCCCUAAACACCCCAUCCUUCAUUCUCUGAACUCUGGCACAGAAACCCCCUGCUCCCCAAGUGGCCGUCCCGGUGUGGACUGGGGAAGUUACAGGAUCCCCCUGCCCAGAAAGGCCCCUAGGCUGUGUGUCUGUCAGGGUUGACGCCCCACUGCAAACCAGGAGGGUGAGCCGCCCUCAGGCCCUGGGCGCCAACUCCCAGGCCUCCCCGAGUAGCCCUCUCUCCCGUGUGUUCAGGGGAACCCACUUGGCUUGGGCUGUCCCAGGUUUAAACAAAGUCCAGGGCAGUUGGUCACCUUACGUGUCACCUGGGCGUGGGGGUCAGGCCUGCUGGGGUCUCACCUGCCCUCCCUUUACCCCUUGCAGAGAGGCCUUACGUACCCCCAGGCUGGCUGCGCACACCCCACCCUACCAGCAUCCCAGGUGUCUCCCCCAGAACCCCACCCUCACUCCCCGAGUACGGGGGUGGCCUGACUCUUCAAGACUGGAACUCCCCAUGGCUGGGGGCCGGGUGCCCCACGGGAAGCUUGAGGGAACCCCAAGGCCAGCACGAGCAGGACAUCCCAGCUUGGGGCCGGGGCUACUUCCAGGUCCCUGGGAUCCCCUGGGGUCUGCCCCUGAGACCGAUCAGGGGACUCUCCUUGGUGACUCCCCUGGUCUGUGGGUCUUGUCUCUCUUUGGGGAACCUGCCUCAGUUUCCCUCUGCCUUGGGCCUAACCCACAGACCCAGAUGGGCAGGGGCGGAGGAGCCUCUGCGGCCCCCCGAGGCCCACAAACUUUUGAACUGUGUAUUACAUAUAUAAUUUAAGUUUUAUAUAUUUUAUAUAUAUAUAAUGAGAUUAACCCAGCACGGGAAAAAGUAGCCUUGGGGGAGGGGAAGAACCACAAUUACGGGGAAAAUUGUGCUCUGAGUGCCUCAGGAUAACUGAUUUUUUUAAAAACAACAACAAAAAGUUUUUUAAGUAGAAUAAUUUUAUAUAAGUGUCAACACAGCUGGCUGAAUUCUUUGGGAUUUUUAAUAACGAUCCUCUUUAAAGUCGAUUUGGAGACCUGUACAUAACAGCACUGUAGCAAUAAAUGUGACAUUUUAUGACAAUA